This is a messenger RNA of Tachyglossus aculeatus (Australian echidna), 5788 nucleotides long. It is a transcript of the gene DCBLD2, whose product is annotated as discoidin, CUB and LCCL domain containing 2. The transcript has 16 exons. The record is from RefSeq and is a predicted model, not a curated record. The coding region runs from base 14 to 2299 and encodes 761 amino acids. Lineage: Eukaryota; Metazoa; Chordata; Mammalia; Monotremata; Tachyglossidae.
GCCCGCCACCGCGAUGGAGCCCGGGGCCAUGGUGAGGAGCGCGCCCGGGCGGACCCUGAGCCUCCUCCUCUUCCUCCUCCUCCUCCUGCUCGGGGACACCGAGGCCCAGAAGGGUGAUGGCUGUGGACACACUUUGUUAGGUACUGAAAGUGGAACUCUGGCGUCAAUAAACUAUCCGCAGACGUAUCCUAACAGCACAGUCUGUGUGUGGGAGAUCCGUGUAAAGACUGGGGAGAGAGUGCACCUUAAAUUUGGUGACUUUGACGUUGAGGAUUCAGGUUCUUGUCAUCUUAGUUAUUUGAGAAUUUACAAUGGAAUUGGACUCAGCAGAACUGAGAUAGGGAAGUACUGUGGCCGGGGACUGCAGUUGGACCGUUUGAUUAAGUCAGAAAGCAAUGAAAUAACAGUACAAUUCAUGAGUGGGAUCCACAUUGCUGGGCGGGGAUUUUUUGCUUCAUACUCAACUGCAGAUAAAACCGAUCUAAUCACUUGCUUGGACACAGCAACUCUUUUUAAAGAGCCAGAGUAUAGUAAGUACUGUCCAGCUGGUUGUCUGAUUCCAUUCGCUGAGGUUUCCGGAACUAUUCCUCAUGGAUAUAGAGAUUCAUCUUCGCUGUGCAUGGCUGGUGUGCAUGCAGGAGUGGUGUCAAAUAUUUUGGGUGGCCAAAUCAGUGUUGUAAUCAGCAAAGGUAUUCCAUACUAUGAAAGUUCUCUGGCCAACAACGUCACCUCCCUAGUGGGACAUUUGUCUGCCAGUCUGUUUACAUUUAAAACCAGAGGUUGUUACGGAACCCUGGGAAUGGAAUCUGGCGUCAUCCCUGAUUCUCAGAUAACUGCAUCUUCAGUACUGGAGUGGACUGACAGUAUGGGCCAUGAGCACAAUUGGAAGCCUGAAAGAGCCAGACUGAAAAGAUCUGGACCUCCGUGGGCUGCUUUGGCCACUGACGAAUAUCAGUGGCUACAGAUUGAUUUGAAUAAGGAAAAGAAAAUAACAGGCAUUAUAACUACUGGAUCCACCAAGGUAGAGCACAACUACUAUGUGUCUGCCUAUAGAAUUCUAUAUAGUGAUGAUGCACAGAAAUGGACAGUAUACAGAGAACCUGGUGUUGAGCAGGAUAAGAUAUUUCAAGGAAACACAGACUAUCACCAGGAUGUUCGCAAUAAUUUCAUCCCACCCAUCAUUGCGCGUUUUGUCAGAGUUAACCCUGUACAGUGGCACCAGAAAAUUGCAAUGAAAGUGGAACUACUAGGAUGCCAAUUUAUUCCUAUAGGUCGUGCUCCCAAAUUUACCCAACCACCACCACGUCAGAAUAGCAAUGACUUUCCCCUGCAGACGGCUAAAACCACCCCAACUCUAGUCAUCAGAAACGCUACAGUAACUCCCAACGUAGCCAAAGGUCGUGGUUCAAAGUUUACUCAAGCAUCUCCACCUCAGAGUAACAAUGACUUCUCCCUGCAGACGGCCAAAACCACCUCCACUCCAGACAUCAGAAACACUACAGUAACUCCCAACAUAGCCAAAGAUGUAGCGUUGGCAGCAGUCCUAGUACCGGUGUUGGUCAUGGUCCUCACUACCCUCAUUCUGAUCUUGGUCUGUGCGUGGCAUUGGAGAAACAGAAAGAAAAAGACUGAAGGAACCUAUGACCUUCCUUAUUGGGAUCGUGCAGGCUGGUGGGAAGGAAUGAAGCGCUUUCUCCCUGCCAAGUCAGCAGAGCCCGAGGAAACUCCUGUUCGCUAUAGCAGUAGUGAGGCUAACCAUUCGAGGACAAGGGAAGUGACCACAGUAUUACAGACGGAGACUGCAGAAUAUGCUCAGCCACUGGUAGGAGGGAUUGUGGGCACACUUCAUCAGAGAUCCACCUUCAAACCAGAAGAAGGGAAAGAAGCGGGUUAUGCCGACCUGGACCCGUAUAAUUCUCCAGUACAGGAGGUGUACCACGCCUAUGCCGAGCCCCUGCCUCUAUCUGGACCGGAAUAUGCCACCCCGAUCGUCAUGGACAUGUCGCCGCACCCCGCGGCUUCCGUCAGCGUGGCCGGCACCUCCACCUUCAAGGCUGCUGGAAACCCGGCCCCUCCACCGCUCAUGGGAACUUACAACCAGCUCCUGUCCCGGACUGAGAGCUGCUCCUCUGCACCUGCCCAGUAUGACACUCCGAAAGGAGGCAAGCCCGGCCCCGGCUCCCCAGAGGAAAUGUUGUAUCAGGUGCCCCAGCGCGUGCCCCAUUUCCCCGGGAGCAAAGAGGACGGGGCAGCCCCGGGGAGGGAAGGUGAGGGGGACUUCUGUAAAGAAGUCCUCUGACAGUGAUGCUACUUUUUCCAAAAGGUCAUUUUUAAGAGCACAGCGACAUUUUUGUAAUAGUCCUAGUAAUAUAUAGAAAGUAUACUCAGUACCUGUCACUGAAAUGGUUGGGGGAGAAAAAUGUGAUAGUCGAGCUCCAGGAAACUACUAAUUCUGCCAUUUUGUUCUGAAGGUGUAACACAUGAUUACUGCUUGCCUAUUACUACUGUAAAAUCCUAUAUUCGUUCAAGAUAUGACGAGAGAGCUCUCUCUUGUGCACUUCGGAGAAAUGGAAACCCACGGGGAGGAAAUAUUUAUUAUCAAAGCUACAGGUACAUUUAAUGCUGAAUUUAGAGAGAUGGUCCAGUAGGCCCUAAUGGCAAUAAUUGCCAGUGGUACUGUUCUGGAACGACCUUGAAGUUCUUGGGAUCAGUGUACAAAAGAUGUGAAAUCGGAUCUCUUUCCCAUUUCAUAUUCUUUCUCAAUGGAAAACAUAGAAUAUCAUAUCUGCAAAUGAGUUUUAAUACUUGUCCCUCCCAUACCUUUGAUCUGCCUUUACUUAGUGAGAGGUGAAGUCCAGAGCGGGAAGGAGUCGUGUGGUCUGGGCGGGGUUGUCGGCUUUGGCUUUUGACGCUAGUUUGAGCUUUGACACCAUUGAGUUUCCCAGUGAGGUCUUGCCAAGGCAGUCAGCCUGCCGUGUAGCAUCUGCUGCCAAGAUUUCCACUGUUUCUUCCAACUUGGUCCAGUGCCCGUGUCUGUCCGGCAUAGCCUGAGCACCUCUCACUGCACUGAGUUUGUUUCGGCGGAGACAGUCGGCAUCUACCCUUAGAAACAGCACGCCGACUGAACAGUGAUCAUCCCAUACAGUUCUUGUGGAAUUGUCCAGUUCCCAGCCAGUGCAGUGCCAUCAGUCCCCGGAUUUGAUCGCUGGCUGAAGCAGCCCCGUUUUAGCCGCUGCCUUUUCUGUGUCCCGUUCCUUGCAGAAGCCUGGCACCCGAUUCCGUCGUUUUCCAUUUUGGCGGAUCGCUCAGCCAGAGAGCGGCCCUGCAGUCUUUUCAGGUAAACCUUGUGACUGACGAGUCACAAGAACCUCGUUAUAUCAAAUUGAUAAGAGGGAACGAAGUCAGGGGUGACCAGCUAGAAGCAUGUUUGGCCUCAGCUGGCCUCCCGCACCCACCUAUCGAUUGGUCAGAAACUCCUGACAUAUGUACGACCAACAGCCAAGCAGCAUAUCCUUGCUAGGGUCGUGUUAGAGUCUCUUUAUUCCUCUUGGAACUUCCCUCCAGCAUACUUUAAGACAGCCAUAUUGGCAUCUCUGAAGAGGCAAUUUUGAGACUAGCUCACCUGUGCUAGAUGUUUCACGUUGGCAAGUUAUUUGCUUGUUACUUGUGGAGUCAGUCAAGGUAUUUGAGUGCUUACUGUGUGCAGAGCACUGUAAUAAGUGCCCAGGGGGAGUACAAGACAAAAAGUAGGUUUACUUGACCCCUGCCCACAGGAGUUCACGAGCUAGAGGGAAGUGUUGACUUUAUGUUGGGAAGUAACAUAUCUUUUCAACAACCUGCCCUUCUUCUUUGUGCAACAGCAUGGAGACCAAACUGGAGGAUAUUAUGUAAACACAACAGCCAUCUCGUUGUUCACGUUAGCCCAGUUUUAUGGACUUACUGCUAGAGUGAUCUGGGGUCAGAGUGGCAUUGUGUGUUCUCCUGAUCUGGGGGAAUUAGAUUGUCAUAACCCCAAAGUAAGCUGGGGCUAGUGAAGUAAUCAGAUGUGCUUUUAUUUAUUUUCUUUCUAGCAGUAUUUCAUAUGGAUUUGCACUUACACUACAUACAAGGACCGUUUACUUCCUCUCCCCUCCUCCCAUCGCAAGCUUUACUUUUUUUAAUUGUUGUAGCUUCUGUAUACAAGGCAAUGUGAGGCAUUGGUGUCUUUUUUUUUUUUAUUCUGUUCACUGGGGUACCAAAACGUACCACUGGUUUGGCUAAUAGCCAUUCAGAACACCCGGCCCCGGUACUGUCCUCUUUCUAAACCUAAAUGUGAAUGGGGCCUGUAGGACUCUCAACAAAGGUAGUUCCUCUUGCAGGGGAAAAACUGAAAGGGUUUGCUCUUCCCUUGGAACGAACGGAGAAAACCCCGCUGCCGAGGGAAUGCUUUAGAGAGAGAAUCCUGCACGACUGCUAAACUUCCCAAAGAGGUAGGAGAUGCUCCCCAAUCAUUUGUAUACUUCUUAUUUCUUUUAAAAACUGUCACAGGGAGAAAACUGUUGGGGAGGUGCACAGCUAAAGGUGGUUUUUACAAGACAUGCAUCCUGCUGCAGACUUACCAUGCUUGUAAAGGCAAAAAUGACCCAAGUUUUGAGAGAGUCAAGUCGAAUGCAUCGCCCAGGUCUGUUAGUUCAGAAGCUGGGCUUAGUCCAAAGGGAGUUUUGGAAGUUUCCACAAAAGCUCAUACAUGCAGUUUCCCAAGUGUUUGGGUUUUUUUUUGCGGGGGGGGGGGGGGGGGGGGGGUUUAGUGAAUGGGUGCUGCCAAGGGACAAUCACUUAAUGGAAAAUGUGUACUAAGCCAUUCUUGGCAAAAUGGCCUUGAAUUCCAUAUUGCUUAAAAACUUGAAGGACUCCUAAGAUGUUUUGUUGUUUGCCCAAACUUAAUAUAAUGGGUGAGCUGAUUAUAGUAACACAGUCUGACUUAGCUGUUCCUUGAUUUUAAGAACCUGCACAAUUCUAGCCACAAUCUUAUGAAUUCUUCAGAUUUUGUUGAAAGUUACAAAUUUAAAUGGCUCCUGCCGGUUAUUAUGGGCUGGGUCUAACCCUUUUAUUUAAAUUCACACUUCACUGUUUGCACUUUGCAUUUAACCGUAUGUUUAUUGUGUGAUGAGGAAACUGGUUCAAACUGAUUUUGCAAGAAAGGACAGCUGGCUCGAGGAAGGUGUAUGUGCUUUGGUUUGCCUGAAGAGGGUGAGUGAACUUGUUUGGCUCAAAUUUUGCCACAUUUAUUUGUCAAGGAUUAUCUGGAGCCUGUACAUUCUGAAUUUUAUCCGUAAACCAGGACGGUUAGAGAUGACACGCCACCAGUCAGAAUUUGGUUCCAUUACAAACUUCUGAGACAAAGAAUGUUUUAAAAACCCUUUUGCAGGAAUUACCGGCACGCAGCUAAAAUGCCUUUUUCUUGCAUGGUAGGGUUUGCUCCUCACCUUCUGUUUGGCCUGAUAAAGGCCCUAAGCUGCAAAACUCUGAAAUUGACAGCCAUUCUUAGCCCAGCUUCUGACACUGUUUCCCCAAUUCCAUCAGCAGCAGGCUUCAUUUUUGUUUUUAAACACUGGGGGAAGGUGGAAGCAAGAGCAGAUGUUGGGGUACAAUUUUGUUGGAAACAAAACUGGCUAGUGAGUCUCCCAGAAUGUACUUUUCUUACCUCGGCAUGUACUGUAGUCACUGUAUUUGUAUAUGUUGUUAGAAUUUAGAUUGUAAAGAGAGGUUUAUGUGUGUUCCAUUGUUUUUAAUAAAUUGUAUAUACACA